CACCCAGUUGACUAAAAUGAACCCGAAAGACUUCUAUUUUCAAACCCUAAUUUCGAACUCGAGCGUCUUCCUCAAAAUUUUCGGGCCUUCGUCUGUUUUCUCACCGCUAGGAUCAGCCGCUUAUCCUGCACGCGCGGCCGCGACGCGCCCCAAAACAUUUUUUAUUUUCUGAAGAGCCCGAGGAUCGGAAGGUGUAAUCUGCGGGGAAAGGUAGCCGAUUAGGACGAACAACCGUUAGUAUGUUGGACAUCAACCUCUUUCGUGAAGAGAAGGGCGGGAACCCUGAGAAAAUUAGGGAGUCUCAGCGGCGUCGUUUCGCCAAUGCUGAUCUUGUGGAUGAGGUCAUCGAGCUCGACAGAGUUUGGCGGCAGCGGCAAUUCGAGUUGGAUGGGUUGAGGACAGAUAGGAACAGGCUAAGCAAAGAGAUUGCCCGCCUCAAAAUUGCGAAAGAAGAUGCAAGUGGAAUGAUUGCCUCUACAGAGGAGAACAAGGAUUUGACUGCCAAGAAGGAGGCACAGGUGCAGGAGGCCCUAGCAGCAGUGCAAUCUAAAUUGGCUAUAAUUGGAAACUUAGUUCAUGAUUCGGUCCCGGUUGACAAUAAUGAGGAUAAUAAUGCCAUUAUUAAGUCAUGGGGAGAGAAGCGAACUGAACCAAAGCUGAAGAAUCAUGUGGAACUUGUUGAGCUUCUUGGAAUUGCAGAUUUAAAGAAAGGUGCAAAUGUAGCGGGAGGCAGAGGUUUCUAUCUCAAAGGGGACGGAGUACGGCUCAAUCAAGCUCUAAUCAACUUGGCUCUUGAUUUUUUGGAGAAGAGGGGCUUUACUGCUUUGCAGACCCCUUUCUUCAUGAGGAAAGAUAUUAUGGCAAAAUGUGCUCAGUUGGCUCAGUUCGAUGAGGAACUUUACAAGGUAAGUGGUGAUGGAGAUGAUAAAUAUCUGAUUGCCACUGCUGAACAACCGCUUUGUGCAUAUCAUCUGGACGAUUGGAUUCACCCUUCGCAACUACCAUUGAGAUAUGCUGGAUACUCGUCGUGCUUCCGCAAAGAAGCCGGUUCACAUGGUCGUGAUACUUUGGGAAUUUUCCGUGUUCAUCAAUUUGAAAAGGUAGAACAAUUCUGUGUAACCAGCCCAAAUGGAAAUGACUCCUGGGAGAUGCAUGAAGAGAUGCUAAAGAAUGCCGAGGAUUUCUACAAACUGCUGAAUAUUCCAUACCAAGUCGUGUCAAUCGUCUCAGGGGCACUGAAUGAUGCUGCUGCUAAGAAGUAUGACUUGGAAGGAUGGUUUCCGGCAUCAAAGACAUACAGAGAACUCGUUUCGUGCUCCAACUGCACUGACUAUCAGUCAAGGAGAUUAGAAGUCAGAUAUGGUCAGAAAAAGAGUAAUGACAAGGCUAAGGAAUAUGUGCACAUGCUGAACUCUACACUGACGGCAACUGAGAGGACAAUGUGCUGCAUCUUGGAGAACAACCAGAAAGAGGAUGGAGUUGAGAUACCUGAGGCCCUAAGAAGCUUCAUGGGUGGCAAAGCUUUCAUCCCUUUCAAAAACAACAAUUCUGGAAAGGAAGCAAAAGGGAAAAAGAUUUAAGGAGCAACACACGGUUUGUUUUAUCGUCGGUUAAGGUACAUUUGUUUCCCAAUUUUUCGCGGCAUGCCUAAGGAUAUGCACCUUUUUGUUGAGUUACUGGUCAUGCCUUAGUUUAUGUGAUAUUUUGAAGCAAUGUACUGUUUGAUAUAGAUAUAAAGACAUUGAGUAGUAUGCAUUCCACAGAGAUUAAAUGAGAAUUUUGUUGGCCUCUUGUGUUGACAUUGUCUGGAAUUUGUGGGAACAUGAAAAUUUAUGCGAGCACAUGCGUUGUGAGAUUGACUUUCAGUCUUUGUUCAUUUGGUACUCUAUAGGGUUUGGACUUAUCAGUGUCGCCGUUCAAUCAGUCAAGUGUACCGUUGGAUGUAGGCAUGUAGCGAAGCGUAACGAAUUGCAAAAGAACCAGAGAAAUCUCUCAUUAUUUAUUUAUUUAUUUUUUU
Messenger RNA from Striga asiatica, 2017 nucleotides. The record is from the annotation of a GenBank genome assembly. Lineage: Eukaryota; Viridiplantae; Streptophyta; Magnoliopsida; Lamiales; Orobanchaceae.